CGAAAUGAAAAGAGACGCUGCUCUCAAGGCCUAGUAACUGCUGAACUGCUGAAAAGUAUUUUAUACCGAAGAGAAAACACGAGCAUAAUAAAAAUGGAGAUCGGAACCGAGAUUAGCAAGAAAAUACGGGCUGCUAUCAAAGAUAAAUUGCAGGAACUUGGUGCUUAUGUUGAUGAAGAGCUUCCUGAUUACAUCAUGGUCAUGGUGGCCAAUAAGAAGAACCCUCAGCAGAUGGCAGAUGACCUGUCCUUGUUUCUGGGCAACAAUACUAUCAAGUUCACUGUGUGGUUACAUGGGGUUUUGGACAAGCUGAGAUCAGUUGCAGUUGAGCCCACAUCUCUUCAUCCCCCUGCCCUUCACUCAGAGAUGAGCGUCCCAAUGGUGGAUGACAGGAGGAGGGAGGAGCCUCGUGCUCUCGCCGUGUCCAGCUCCCGCUCUGAAAAGUUGGAGGGGUGGGUCUCAAGCUCCGCCCACGAGCUCCACACUGGUAUGAGAAGUUCUUCUGAAAGAUCUUCUAGACUGACGUCCACAGUCAAACCUCUGAUGGAGGCAUCAGCUGAAGCUGUGAUUGACAUCAAGCCUGACCUGGAUGAUGACCUUAUUGCCUAUGAUCCAGUGGAACAGGACUUGACCUCAGGUCUCACACGGGGCUUAUACAGCCGCUCGGCUGUGGAGAGAUCACGGCCGGCUGUGGAGUCUUCCGCCCAGAGUUCAGGCCGAACCGCCGCUGCAUACAGAUCCUCAGAGGUCAUGAGAGGGCCAGAAAGGUCAAGUUCCAGCCAUGGGCGGAGCUACAGGAGCUCAGGGGAGAGUAGCAGAGAGUUGUCCCGGAAACGCAAGGCCCCUGUGGCUAGUUCAGUGGUUAGAGUUCACAGAGGUCAUGACCGGGGUCAGGAGAGUGAUGAUCUGGAUGAGGAAGAGGAUGAAGAUGAGGACUAUGGUUUUCCCAGCAAAGUGUCUCUACCUUCUAAACCUGAACGCAAACCUUCCCUCCCGCCAGCCAAACAAGCUAACAAAAAUCUGAUCCUCAAAGCAAUCUCAGAAGCUCAGGCAUCCAUCAACAAGACUACUGCAUACACAGCUGCCCAGCGGCAGACGGUUACAGUUGCGCCACGGACACGUUCAGCCAGUGACGAGAUGAAUAAUGCUGCGAUCCGAUUGGUCCAGGAGCACCUGCAAGCUCUCACACCCCAGGACACACUGCUGACCACACAGCCCAGGGCUAUAGCAUCUCGCCUGCAGUUGGAGCUUCCAGUGGAGGGCAGUAGAGAGCAACUCAUUGACUAUGAGCUGCAGGUAUUAGAGCCAGCGAGACUGCAGGCCCUGGACACUCGCUCUUUCAUCAUGAGAAAACCAGAGCUGGAUCAGACACCACCACCAAUCAGGAGCAGACUUGGCACUCUCAGUCAGAAUGAAGACCCACCCUCUGCAUCUCGAAUGGUGCAGCCCAGAGAGAGAGCGGAGGUGGGUGGAGCAAGUCCCAAGUUCAUUGUCACACUGGACGGAGUUCCCAGUCCGUUAGCCAAUCGCACCGAUCAGGAGAUGGAGCCCGAGGACAAGUUCAACAUGACUUCUGACCUUCUGGAAAGCAGCAAAGCCAAACCUGGCGUCCAUCUCCGACUGGGCACUGAAAUCCUGAACAUUGACGAGAUGGAUGAGGUGAAGGACAUGGAUGUAGAGCCAAUUCAGACUAAACGACAAAAUCUUCCAGAACGCUGCAAGUUUUGGCCUGCGUGCAAAAGUGGAGAAGGGUGUUUGUACCAUCACCCAAACACACAGUGCAAAAUAUUUCCCAACUGUAAAUUUGGUGAGAAGUGUCUGUUUAUCCAUCCAAACUGUAAAUAUGAUGCAAAGUGCACCAAAGUAGACUGUCCGUUCACACACAUAAGCCGAAGAGUCCAAAGCAAUCCCACAAGAGCAGCUCCAGGUCCUGCUCCUGCCAGCAGCGUGUGCCGAUUCUUUCCAGAGUGUAAAAAGGUGGACUGUCCAUUCUAUCACCCCAAACCAUGUAGAUUUGCUGCGCAUUGUAAGCGAGCUGGCUGCACUUUCUACCAUCCGUCCAUCACAGUGCCACCCAGAAGUGCUCUGAAAUGGACUAAAACACAGAGCAGUUGAGAAAUGAAAAUCAAUGAAUGUUACGGACUGAGCUGCAAUGUUUUCUACGAUUGACGCAGAGUUGCAUUUCUGUCUCCUUUUGACGUUAUGCUCAUGAUCCAGAAUUUGUUUUCUUGUUUUAAGGUUUGUUUG
Xyrauchen texanus (razorback sucker) is the source of this 2247-nucleotide messenger RNA. Its product is annotated as zinc finger CCCH domain-containing protein 14-like. The record is from RefSeq and is a predicted model, not a curated record. Gene Ontology annotation, molecular function: poly(A) binding. The transcript is spliced from 17 exons. Gene Ontology annotation, biological process: regulation of mRNA stability. Bases 94 to 2115 code for a protein of 673 amino acids. Lineage: Eukaryota; Metazoa; Chordata; Actinopteri; Cypriniformes; Catostomidae. Gene Ontology annotation, cellular component: cytoplasm; nucleus.